UAUCAACGUGGCUCCAAUGAGGACAAAAUCCAAACAGAUCCACCUCAGAAGCACCGGCAAUCCGGCAUUGUUAUCGCUCCUCAGUCGUCACCCGUCACUCAUCAGUGAACACUUGAACACAGUACUCUUCCGUCUCAUCGUAGAUUCCAUCCCUGACUGUGCACUAUCUCACUAACAAGUACUGAAGCCGCAUAAUACCCAGAUUCUCCUUUAGCUCCACGCACUCGCUAUCCAGAUCCCAAAGAUUUCCGCUUUGCAUCAAUAUCCCAACAAUGGGCGGUACGAAAUCGGCUUGCCAUAGUUCCAGUAUGUGGCUGUCUCCUAACCCUAGUAAGAGAUGGGGCGAGCUUUUCUUUCUUUGCUAUACUCCUUUCUGGCUUACUCUCUGUCUGGGCAUUGUGGUCCCCUACAAACUCUACGAGAGCUUUACGGAAUUGGAGUAUUUGCUUCUCGCUAUGGUUUCGGCAGUUCCUUCUUUCUUGAUACCAAUGAUAUUUGUUGGAAAGGCUGAUAGUGGCUUGAGGUGGAAGGACCGUUAUUGGGUCAAGGCCAGCCUGUGGAUAAUCAUUUUCAGCUAUGUUGGAAAUUACUUUUGGACACACUAUUUCUUUACAGUUUUGGGAGCUUCUUAUACAUUUCCAUCAUGGAAGAUGAAUGAUGUACCCCACACAACUUUCCUUCUUACACAUGUUUGCUUCCUGUUUUACCAUGUCGCCUCAAAUAUGACACUUCGCAGACUACGGCAUGCUAUUGCUGACUUACCAGAUAAACUUCAGUGGGUUACUGAGGCAGCAUGGAUUUUGGCUCUUGCAUAUUUUAUAGCAUACCUGGAGACUAUAGCCAUUUCUAAUUUUCCUUACUAUGAAUUUGUGGACCGGGCUUCCAUGUACAAAGUUGGUUCCUUGUUUUAUGCCAUCUACUUCAUUGUAAGCUUCCCAAUGUUUCUGAGGAUCGAUGAGAAACCUGGUGACCUGUGGGACUUACCAAGAGUGGCUGUCGAUGCUCUGGGUGCUGCAAUGUUGGUAACAAUAAUACUUGACUUGUGGAGGAUCUUUCUUGGACCCAUUGUUCCACAACGCGAUGCAAAACAAUGCCUUCAACAAGGACUGCCAUGGUUUCAUGGACAUGCCAAUGAAACUUGAUUACUGUAACUCACUGUGGAAGUUUCCUGCUCUUGAUGUUGUAAAUUUAACUGUAACUUGCUAAUUUAUAUGAGACCAGUGGCUAUUUCCAUA
Molecule: messenger RNA, 1235 nt
Organism: Hevea brasiliensis (rubber tree)
Lineage: Eukaryota; Viridiplantae; Streptophyta; Magnoliopsida; Malpighiales; Euphorbiaceae
Product: cycloeucalenol cycloisomerase
Exons: 8
Coding region: 273-1142 (289 amino acids)
Molecular function (GO): cycloeucalenol cycloisomerase activity
Source: RefSeq, a predicted model, not a curated record